Molecule: messenger RNA, 1374 nt
Organism: Nicotiana attenuata
Lineage: Eukaryota; Viridiplantae; Streptophyta; Magnoliopsida; Solanales; Solanaceae
Product: GDSL esterase/lipase At3g48460
Exons: 2
Coding region: 61-1206 (381 amino acids)
Molecular function (GO): hydrolase activity, acting on ester bonds
Source: RefSeq, a predicted model, not a curated record
ACAUAGACUUUCCCAAAGUUCACACCUCUCACAUCUCAAAAGGCUCUGAGGUGUGAGGCCAUGGCUUUUUCCUCCAGAAUAGUCAUCCAUUGGAAAAUCAGUCUCAUCUUAUUCACCAUUACACUGAUCUUUUCACCUUCACUCUCCUCUGCAUCUUCCACUCCCAAAAAGUUCAAGAAAAUCUAUGCCUUUGGGGACUCUUACACAGACACAGGCAACACACACUCAGCCACUGGUCCAAGCUCUUUCAAUUACGUAUCAAGUCCUCCUUAUGGACGCACAUUUUUCCACCACCCAACCAAUAGAUAUUCCGAUGGUCGAUUAGUCAUCGAUUUCGUGGCGGAGUCACUGUCAUUGCCAUUUUUGCCGCCUUAUCGCAACCCAAAAGCGGAUAAAACUUAUGGUGUUAAUUUUGCUGUUGCUGGUUCAACUGCUAUAAGGCACAGAUUCUUUGUGAGAAAUAAUCUCACGUUGAAUGUUACUCCUCAAUCACUUCAAACGCAGCUCACUUGGUUUAAUAGGUUUUUGGAAAGUCAAGGUUGUAAAAACUCCACAACAACGCCAAAGCAGUGUGAGGCAGUAUUUAGUGAUGCAUUGUUUUGGGUAGGUGAAAUCGGUGCUAAUGAUUAUGCGUAUAGCUUUGGAUCUUCUGUUUCACCCAACACUAUUCAACAUCUUGCCACCACAAGUGUCACCGGUUUUUUACAGGUACUAUUGAGCAAGGGAGCAAAAUAUGUAGUUGUUCAAGGUCUUCCUCCAACAGGUUGCUUAACAUUGUCCAUGUAUUUGGCACCUGAGACUGACAGAGAUGACAUGGGAUGUGUAGGAAGUGUAGACAAGCAAAGCAAUCUCCACAACAGCAUUAUCCAAGCCAAAUUAGAUUCUUUCAGGAAACAAUUCCCACAAGCUGUAAUUAUUUAUGCAGAUUAUUGGAAUGCAUACACUACAGUAGUGAAAGGUGCCAAUAAAUAUGGAUUUAAGGAGCUGUUCAAAAGUUGCUGUGGAUCUGGUGGUGGAAACUACAAUUUUGACGUGUUUAACACUUGUGGUUCUCCUUCUGCAAGCUCUUGUCCUGAUCCUUCUCAGUAUAUUAAUUGGGAUGGUGUUCAUCUUACUGAAGCCAUGUACAAAACUAUGGCUAACUUGUUUCUUAAUGGGACAUUUUGUAAACCCUCAUUUAGUUACUUGCUAGCCAAAAAACAGUAGUUUUGAAAGGAGUCACCAGUGAAUUACUGAGCUAGAAGUUUCAUAUGGUAUAGGAAAAUGCUUUUAGGCCGUUCUUAAUUUGUAGAGAGUCUGUUAUUUGAGGAAUUUCAUAUAUAAAGUCAGAUCUCACCUACUUUUUCGCAAUAUAUAGAAGCAUUUCAUUUUUCA